AAAUGGCGGCGGCGGCGCUAGGCGCCUAGGCCGGCGGGGGCCAUGAGCGCCGCCCGGCCCCAGUUCAGCAUCGAUGACGCCUUCGAGCUGACCCUGGAGGACGCGGGGCCUGGGCCCGAGUCGAGCGGGGUCGCCCGCUUCGGGCCGCUGCACUUCGAUCGCCGGGCCCGAUUCGAGGUGACUGAUGAAGAAAAGCAGUCCCGGCUACGCUACCAGAAUCUGGAAAAUGAUGAGGAUGGAGCCCAGGCCUCUCCGGAGCCUGAUGGGGGAGUCAGCACCAGGGGUUCUGGGCACAUGUCUAUCCGUAGCUCCCAGUGGUCCUUCAGCACCAUCAGCAGUAGCACCCAGCGCUCCUACAAUGCUUGCUGCAGCUGGACCCAACAUCCUUUGAUCCAGAAAAACCGCCGGGUAGUGCUGGCCUCCUUCCUGCUUCUGCUGUUGGGACUAGUGCUUAUCCUGGUCGGCGUGGGACUGGAGGUGGCCCCCUCACCAGGUGUUUCCAGCGCCAUCUUCUUUGUGCCAGGCAUCCUACUGCUAGUCCCAGGAGUCUACCAUGUGAUCUUCAUCUACUGUGCUGUCAAGGGCCGCCGGGGCUUCCAGUUCUUCUACCUGCCCUACUUUGAGAAGUGAGCUGCCAGUGGCUUCCCAGUGAUCCAAGGCCUCAGGUCACCUCCACGUGUCCACAGGGUAUUCCUCCAACCUACACCCGGUUCUGUCCCUUUCACCUGGAAGACAGAGGCCCUCUGAGACCCUCACCACCACCAGGCCUCUUUGGAUUUGCUCAGGAAGUUUGGGACAUGCCAGCCUGGGGAUAUUGCCCUUAUCUGAUGUGUGCCUUAACUUAUCCCUGGGCCCUGGACUCCUGGGUUGGUUUAAUUUUGUGCUAAUAAAAGGGUAAUUACUUCCAGCAA
Molecule: messenger RNA, 911 nt
Organism: Rattus norvegicus (Norway rat)
Lineage: Eukaryota; Metazoa; Chordata; Mammalia; Rodentia; Muridae
Gene: Tmem134
Product: transmembrane protein 134
Exons: 7
Coding region: 43-630 (195 amino acids)
Cellular component (GO): cytosol; membrane; perinuclear region of cytoplasm
Source: RefSeq, marked validated